AAGAUGUUGUUUUGAUGGAGGCGAAUGAAAACAACUUUUUGCGUAGCCUUUUGUUCUGCGUUACUCAAUCGUGCGAAUAAUUUGAUUUCCUGUUGCACCCUACUUUCGCCAAGAUUCCUUUCCCAGCCGCUCGGCCGUCGUGAUGGACACCGAGUCCAUCACCGAGAGCAGCACCAGCAGCAGCAGCACGGUGGGAGGUCAGUAUGGAGUUGGCAGUUCCAGCACCACCGUGGCCUCCUUACCCACGGAUGUGCUGACCACGAUCUUUCUGAACCUGCGGAUGCCCGAUCUGGCCUCGGUGCGGCAAACCUGUGUGGCCUGGUACGAAAUCGUCAUCAACAACCGAACGCUGAUGAACCGCUUCGUGCUGUCCCUGCGGAACUGUCGGAUAGAGGAAGGCUGCGAACAGUGGUCGUUGUUGCUGAUCACACGAAGCACCUUCGAAAAGCUGUGCUUCAAAUCGUGCACCAUCGGUCCGGCUACGGAGCUGUGGCAAUCGAUCGGUGGUAAUGUGGUGGAGCUGACCCUCAACGAUUGUACACUGAACGCGGAUACACUGUUCAACAUGCUGCGCCACAUGCGCUCUACCCUGCGCUCGUUGACGUUGAAAGCAACCAAAUUCGAGGACCACAGCAUCCGCAAUGUUACGCUGGAUUUUCGCCUCGAGCGGCUACACUCGCUGACACUGCGGUCCAUCUUCGUGUACAAUGAGUUCUUUCACGUCUUCAAACACAUCUGCCCAUCACUGAAGGCACUGAAGCUGGCCUUUUCAUCGUACGAGCACUGGGGCGAACAGUUGGUCGAGUUUGUGACGACGCUACGGGGGACCCUCGAUGCAAUCACACUCAGCUACACGAAGGUUAGCAGCGGUUUACUGCAUCAGCUGGCACGCAUCGAGAGCCUGCGGCUUCGCAAGGUAUCCCUGAAAUCGUGCAGCGAGCUGAAAGAGCGUGACAUUCUCGAACUGGCUCGACUACAACCGUCGAUCGUGCAUCUGAACCUGGACAACCUUUUCUCGGCCGACGAACAGUUUCUGCGGGCCCUCAGUGCCUUCCUUCCGCAGAUGAAGCGCAUCAAGCUACGGGUCGCUCGGAUCAGCAACCUGCACCAGUCGUUUCUCGCCAAUCUCCCGCAGCUCAACUAUCUCAAGAUCACCGACACCACGCACGUGAAGGGCAACCUGGAUUUGAGCGCGUACGAGAAUGCAUCGCUCGACAAGCUGUACGUAUCGGCGGCCACCUUUUCGCGUAACAUUUUGCCCCGGUUCUUCGAGCGUUGCCCCAACAUCCGCAGCCUUACGCUGUACCAGUGUACGUACGAGAACAUACACGAUCUGCAGCUGGCCUUCUCGCAUCUGAACGCGCUCGAGUACUUAAACCUGCAGCGUACGUUCGACAUCAGCGAUAGCUUCUUCAAUCGGGACGUCUUCGAUACGAUCGUGAUGCCGUUUGAGCGGAUACGCUUCUAUCCCAUCACGAACCUGCGCCGGUUGUGCUACCUUAAUCUUAGCCACUGCCGAGACCUCUCGGAUCAAACGCUGAUGGCGCUUAGUUUUCCGUUGCUGAAAAAGAUCGAUCUGCGCGGGUUGCAUAUCACGGAAGCGGGCAUCGCGUCACUGGUGACCGAAUGUCCGCUGCUCGAGUACGUCCACGUCGAUGCGUGCAAGCGUAUCUGCGACAAUGCGGUGCUGUCGCUGUGCCGCGAUCUAAAGCACCUGAAGCUACUGAAUCUCGAGAGUUGCAAGAUGCUCACGGAUCGUUCGAUCGAGCACAUUUUGAGCCACUGUCGGUGUCUCGUGUGGCUCAAUAUGAUGAGCUGCCCGCAGCUAAGCGACGAUGCGAAAAGUCGGCUUAGUGGUUUACGAACAAUACGAUCGCUCUACUUGUCGCCCUCUUGAAGUCAUGCAAUGACUCAUCGGCGGCAAUGAUGAAUGAAAACCGCAAUACAUACGCAGAUACGCUUGGCUACUGUUUCGUUUUGAGCUUAACGUAUUGCUGUGAUUUCGGGCGAAAGGAAGCGGAACACCAUCAAGCGUCAACGGGAAUCGGAAUGGGAGACAGCGGACAGAAAAUCAUGCAAACACCUAGUUCAAUUGUAAUUAUGGACAUCAGAACGACACGACACACAUCUAAGACAUAAAUAUAUGUAUACACAUAUAUAUUUUUCCGAAGUUCAAGAGAUAGCUUUUCGUAGACGCGUUCAGUGCAGGAAGGUGUUUUUUCCUUCGCGAGGAUAAGUAAUAAAGUUUGUUUUUCUUUUAUUAAUGAAA
This is a messenger RNA of Anopheles aquasalis, 2269 nucleotides long. Its product is annotated as dynein regulatory complex subunit 6-like. Gene Ontology annotation, molecular function: protein binding. The record is from RefSeq and is a predicted model, not a curated record. NCBI's taxonomy places the organism in Eukaryota, Metazoa, Arthropoda, Insecta, Diptera, Culicidae. Gene Ontology annotation, cellular component: SCF ubiquitin ligase complex. Gene Ontology annotation, biological process: SCF-dependent proteasomal ubiquitin-dependent protein catabolic process.